Molecule: messenger RNA, 10069 nt
Organism: Pocillopora verrucosa
Lineage: Eukaryota; Metazoa; Cnidaria; Anthozoa; Scleractinia; Pocilloporidae
Product: meiosis regulator and mRNA stability factor 1-like
Biological process (GO): regulation of gene expression
Cellular component (GO): peroxisome; cytoplasm
Molecular function (GO): RNA nuclease activity; RNA binding; CCR4-NOT complex binding
Source: RefSeq, a predicted model, not a curated record
AUGGCGUAAAUAUGGCUGAUUGUUCUGUCUGGGUCGGUGGACUUCCUGUGAAUGUGAACGAAAAUGUGCUGUACGACUUAUUUCAAAAAUUUGGCCCUUUAAAAAAUACAGUGAUACUUAGGGAUGUUUCUGGUAGGUCUAAACAGUGUGGUUUCGUCAAUUUCUUAUCGCAAGAGGUCGCCGAACUUGCAGCCAGAAAGAUGAAUGGAUUUGAGAUUUUGGGCGAGACGGUUAAAACGAAAGGGCCCAGGGAACUUUUAGCGACGAGAAGAUGUACAGAUACUGUUUCUGAAGAAGCUCUAAAUUUAGAUAAAAAGGACUUCAGAGGUCUGACCGACUGCGUAUUCUUCAUGGAAGGCCGUCGGUGUUCUCCGAAAUCAGGAGAGUGUCCCUUCCGUCAUUGUACUGCGGCCCGGAAAACUGACGUUUUGUGCGACAAGUGGACGCAAAAACAGUGUACAGAAGUGUUUUGCUCGAAACGACAUCCUAAACUCAUCAAAAAACAAUCAGAUCACUUAUUUAAAGUAGUACCAGCCCGCUGUCCAUCCCAUAAUGCAUUUAAAUGUACUGGUGAAUGUGGCUUUGAUGAAUGUAACACUCACUUCAUGGAACAAGAAGCUUUACAAGAACACAUCAACAGAGGACGUGAAAAAAAGUUUUCACUGAUGUCAUCUUGCUCCCAGUGCAAGGCCAUUUUCUUUAGUGAACAAGAAAGGCAACAACAUUCCUGCCUAAAUGCCACAACAGAGCCCUUAUCUGGUCACCAUGUACAUAGAUAUCCUUCCUCCAAUUUGAAUUUUCACCAGUCCUCAAGUUUUCAAUUUAAGAGGAACAGCCCAGUAAUGUUUACAAAUGCUUCACCACAGAAUCUCAUCAAACCUGAACACUUGUGUAAGAAUCCUAGCACAUCAAUACCAAGUGGUCAUGCAGCUUGUGCAAAAAAAUUUUGCGAUUGUUCCAGAAGUCAUGCAACUGUUGGGUUAACCAACCAAGUUAAAGGGCCAUUUUGUGUUUGUUCUUCUUGUGGGAUAAGCUAUGAAAACUCUGGUGAUUCUUUGAGUGAUUUUGACUUGUCUGUUGAUUCGGCUGGUAUUGGUGGCCACAAAUGUCCUAAUUCACCAUCUGUUCGAGGACUCCUCAAUGAUGCAGACUCUUUGGCAUUCAAGAACUCUGUAACUGGCUCUCCUAGUCAAGCCCCUAUGGUUCCAGAAGCUGAGCCUAUUGGAGUUUUCUGGGAUAUUGAAAAUUGCCCAGUUCCUCGUGGCAAAUCAGCGUCUGCUGUUGUUCAGAAGAUAAGGAAGGAAUUUUUCACUGGAAAGCGUGAGGUUGAGUUCAUGUGUGUUUGUGAUAUCAGUAAGGAAAAGAAGGAAAUAAUUGAAGAACUUAACAAGGCUCAGGUUACUGUUGUUCACAUCAAUGCCACUUCAAAGAAUGCAGCUGAUGACAAGUUAAGACAAAGCUUGAGAAGAUUUCCACAAUCAUACCCUCCCCCUGCCACUGUUAUUUUGGUGUCUGGGGACAUCAAUUUUGCUGCAGAGCUGUCAGAUUUACGUCAUCGGCACAACCUCCAUGUGAUUUGUCUUCACAAUGCUCAAGCACAGGGUGCUUUGCUGGAAUGUGCUCAUGAGGCAAGAAGAUUUGAUCACUUCACUGCUGAUCUUCCUGUUGUAUUCCCUCCAAAGGCUCCUGAGGAGAAUGGCUUAUCCUCAGAGCUUCUUGUCCUCAAUCUUCCAAUGGGAAAAGAUGUUGCUCAAGUCAGGAACAGACUGAAAAAACUUUCUGAUAAUUGUGGAGGGAAAGUUGUAAGCAUUUCUGGGCGUACCUCAGUUCUGAGAUUUCCAAAUCCUGCCAGUGCUGCAAGGGCCAGGCGAAGAAUGGACAAAGAAGAUGUGUUUGGUUCCAAAAUCCAAGUGGUAUAUUCCACAAGUAGUCAUCAUUCAUAUAGCCCCCAGAAAAAUAAGAAAACACAGCCAAUGGAGGCUACUGGUGAUUCUGUCAAGGGCAGAGAUACUAGUAUGUCUCCAAAGUCUAUACCCAGCACCUUACAGAAAGGAAAAGAAGAUUCCAGGUGUGCUUUGCUAGAUACUUUUGGCACUGAAGACACAAUCCCAUCCAGGAAUACUACAAAGAAAGAGAGCAAUCCCAGCCGAACACCUACAGAUGAAAGUCUUGACUCAGGGGACAGCACAGAAGAAAAUGACGCCAAACCAGGACCUUCCCUUUCAUCUUCUACAGCCCCUCAGUUUAUCAGCCAUCAGGCAAUGUUCAGUAAUGGUUCCUACACCGGCAUAUGGCCACACUCUAUUUACCCAAACUUCAUGAAUAUUCCAACACAAGGGACAAGUUUUCCAGGAAUCACUCCUCUUGCCCCAUCCAUGAUGGGGGCACCACAACUUGCAGCAUCGUGGCUGGCCAGCUUGCAUAACUUUACCGUGUUAGACCAGCAGCGGGGUGGAAUAGACUUACUCGUCACUAAUUUGGAUGAAAAUGUUAGCAAGAAAGAACUGAAAAAGAAGUUGGCAUCUGUGUUUCGAGAGCACUGUAAGGUAUUGUCUGUUAUUCUUCAUAGUGGAGAAGGCAUACCUUUGAGAGCUUUUGUUAAAGUUCCAAAACUGUCGGACGCACACCUGGCCAUCUGCAAAGUUCAUCAGAAGAAAAUUUUUAACACCUGCGUGGCUGUCAACAUAGCCACAGACAAAGAGAAAGAACUGUGCUUCUUGCGCUGUGAAGUAACUUCUAUACUGAAAGAGGCGCCUUUACACUUCCUACCUUUAAACAAAUUCCUGAGUGAUUACUAUGAGAAGUGUUCCCGAGCGUUUGAUAUGACUUCCAUAGGAGUUAUCCACGACCUGGUUGUUCUGACUGGCAAACCUGGUAAUCAAGCGAUAAGUCUGGUUACUCGGGCCAUUGGCGGCGUGAAAGUGUCUGUAGAACCUGACCAGUUUGCAAACGAUGUCCACACUCUUCUUAAAUCCAGUGAAGGAUCGUUGCCUUUGGUUAGUUUUGCUGCAUCCUAUUGGUUAAACUUUGAUAGGAAGAUAGAGUCUAACGAUGAGGGGUCUGCACUUAUGGAAGUUCUCAACUGCGUUCCAAAUGUCAAGGUCACAGAGUCUUUGAUGGUGUCAUGGGCUAAACAAGCUCUCAAACAUGGCGGGAAUGUAAGCAAGCUUCUUGAAUUCAGUAAAGAUCUGCAGGAGUUAUUACAGAUGCAGGUGGAAUUCAAACUCCCUCUCAGCUCGCUUAUCUCAGAGUAUCAAUCGUGGUUUGACAAGAAGACGCCAUUUGAUCCAGCUGUCUAUGGGUUCACUUCGGUCGUUACCCUCCUGGAAGCGUUGCCAGCUGUGGCGGAGAUUACGCAACAAGGCAAAGAAAGAUGGCUUGUCCUUUCACAGCGCUUGAAAAUCAAAGCCUUUGCGAAAAAUGUCAAAAUGCUCUUGGAAAGUCAACCGGAUGGCGUAAUUGCUUUGGGAAACUUUGUGUCAACUUACAUGAAAUUCUUCGGCCAGAAAUGCAAGAUUGCAACAUUUGGUUUCUCCAAGCUGACAGACUUGAUUGAAGCUGUGCCCAAUGUCGCUAAGAUCCAAGGAACUGGAGAUCAGCGAUUGAUUUGUUUAGUGGAAAAAGACAAGAGCUCGAAACCUGAGAAGCGGAGCGAUAAGCAAACUCUGGUCAAAGAACUCAAAGAAUUAUUGUCCAGCUGUGAAAAUCAGAGGCUUCCUGUUGCCACAGUUCUUGCUCGAUAUUAUCAACAUUUUGGCCGACUGCUCAAAAUUGGAGAUUAUGGUGCGCUGCGUCUUGAAGACUUUGUGGAGAGUUCACCAUCACUACAGAUCAUAGAGAUAUCUGGGGAAAAAUACCUGACCCUCCCUCCCAAAGUCACAGUACAGUCUUUGCGAAGAGAUUUGGUAGAGCUGCUGGGACAACAGGAUGGCAAAUUUCUGCCGAUUUCUCGCCUUGCUUCCACUUUCCGUAAACAUUACAGCCGGAAAUUUCCCCUGGGACAAGCCAAACUUGAGGAAUUUCUUCGAAGUUUGGAGGGAGUAGUAAAGGUCAAAGGAUCCGGGAAUGAUAGAAUUUUACUCCUUCCACUUUUGCCAGCGAAAGAUAAAACUUCUCCCAAGUUACAACCGCUCGCUGAUAAAAUCACUAAUUUACUGCUGAAGUAUCCUGGCUGUAGGGUGGCGGAGUUUGCUUUCGCUGAUAUCUUCUUGCGGGAGUAUGGGCAAAUGUUAAAACCUAAGGACUGGGGCUUCACUACCAUGGCUUCCUUACUACAAGCACUUGGAAAUGUUUUGGAGAUCCAAGGCAGCGGCAACAUGGCUGCAGUUUGCCUUAAACAUGAACAUCUUCUGGAGGUGUUUUCACGUCGUGUUAUUAAUGUGUUAACCGAGCAGUCUGAUAAAAGUAUUCCCUUGUCCAAGUUCGUCACUGCUUAUGAGAAACUUUGUAACCACAAGCUGCGCGUACAGAACUUUGGUUUUGCGUCACUUGAAGAUAUGUUACUUGCAGUUUCACCCGUAGUUAAGGUCGAUACGAAAGGAGACAAACUGUCCCUGACGCUGCUUCAAACUUUUGCUAUCGAAACAAGGGAUCUUCUGAAACAUCUCAAUGGAUGUGUUUCUCUAAACCGCUUUGCGCCAAACUUCCAGCAGUUGUACGGUCAACCCUGCAAAGCGUCUGAUUACGGCUUUAGUCGCAUAUCGGAAGUGAUAGACGCAGUGUCCAAUGUGGCUGAAAUACGCGGCAAGGGUGCAGAGAAGAUGGUUGUCUUGGUCGAUGGGGACAACGUGAGUCUGCUUGGCCCUGGAAAUACAGGGCAAACGAAAGCUGGAACGAAGGACUGCAGAUUAAGCGACUCGCCCUCUGCUGCAGUGGAGGAAGAGGAUGAGGUCGUAGUGAUCAUUGAUGACAAAGAGGAAGAGGAUUUGAUAAUUCUUGAUGGUGAAGCCUCCGGUACCUUUCCAGACCAGACUGUGACCGAUGACUGGCUGAUGGCACCAGUGCCCGAGACUCUCCCAGAGCCGGAGCUGCAGCCUGCCAUCCCUGAGCCACCUCCUGUUGGAGAUCUGAUAUCCUUCACUGAGUUUGACAUGGAGGUGCUGUUAGAAGCCAUGGAUGACGCAGGAAUUUCUGACACCUUGGGUAAUGUGGCGGAAGGUGACUUGACUGAGUUAUUAGCAGAAUCCAAUGAACUGUCAGGAGAAUACAACGGUGCAAGGUCACCUCAGCCCAACUUCUCCGACAGGCUUUCUCCCAAUGGUAAGUCCUCGUCGUCUGGUACGGAUCUAAAAGAUUUGGAUUUUGCCUUUGUAUCACCAGCACGUAUAAGGAAUGCAACACAGAUGCAGGCGAGUCCAUCUCCUCGCAAGGCUGGGGUUUUGUUCCUCUCGGAAGUGGAAGCUGAUAUCCUGUCAGACUGUCAGCCAGAAUCGGAAUUUUCAAGAAAUCUCGCCGCGUCAUUUGGAGAGGAAGAAGUUGAAAAGCCUGCUGUCCAGCGAAAGAUUUCUGAUGAGAACAGGAGAGCAAAACCUAGAAAGUUCUCUGCUCCGAAAGUCAAGUUGGCUGUUAAUUUCAGCAAGACGCCAAACAAAUGAGAACUCCUUGGACCAUAAGCCGGUGGUAACAAAAUUGGUAAUUUGUUUCUAUUCACGAGUAGUCAAGCUGUUGUUACUGUUUCUUUCAUGCUUCUUUUUGUUGCAGAUUUUUUAUAUAUAGUGUGGUACUUUACAGUGUUACUUGCACUUCCAUUGAUACUGUCUGAAAAAUUUUGAUAUCUUUUUGACACUCGUUUUGAAGGUAGUCAAUGAGUCUUCGCCAGUAGACCUAGGUUAGACCAAUGAGUGGGUAUCAAAUUGUAAGAGUUUGAUGGAGAUGCAGGGAGCGCUGCAAAAACUCCAAGCAUCGUUCUUGUGCUCAUCUCGCUUUGUACAAUGUGGAUACUGACUGGUAGAAUGCGUAAACUUCGGCCAAAGGGUAGUUUAAGAGAUAUCAAAUUAAGUCAGUCAGUUCUGUUUAAAUGAGCUCGUGGUACAGACAUACGGAUCUUGUACAUAGAAGAUCCACUUUCCUGGAAGGAGCUAAUAAGUUUGAUGGUUUAUUUUUUGUUAAACUUAGGUAGUCUACCAUGUACUUUGUGCUUCAUGUUUUACCUUUCACCUAUAUUGGUGUUCCUUAAAUUGCUUAGAUUUAAAAUUGGUUUAUUUCCUCGAUUUAUUUUUGAUAGAAUAUGAUUAGUCCUUCCUUGUCUGCAGUUAAGAUUCUCGGCAGAUUUUUCCCAGCUCUUUGGAACAAUUUUUGUACAAAGAGAAUCUGGUCUUUUCAAGAUAUUAUUUCUCUCAAGUAAGAGAAACUCCUCGUUAAAGUUUCAGUGAAGAAAUUGUAGAAGUAGUUUUUAAAGGGCUGCAUUGUUUGACAUAGUGAAACGGAACAGUGGAACAAGAACCGUUGUUCAUCGUGUACCAAGGAAGACGUAUUUUUCUUCAAAUGUAUUCAUUCUUGCUUGCAAAUUUUCCGUCCAUUACUUUAAUGAAUACAGCCAGGCUGUGAUUUGCAGUAGCUCCCUUACUCAUCCCUCAAGAGGAGCUGUUGUUUCGCAUAACCAAAAAAAAAAGUGGACGAUUGCUUGCUGACAUCGUGCAACUCAAAGCCAUUUUGAGUAUAGGGUUGAUAUUUUGUGAGUAGCACACCCAGUGCAUGAUCUUCUGAUAGAGUUCUCAACCUGAGCUGCGUGCGUUUAUGUUGUUUUGCGUGUUUUCGUUGAUAUUUUCGCCACUUUUUUUCUUCGGGAAAAUGUUGGCCUAUUUAUCUUCUUUCAAGCCUGUUCCUUAGCCAGCAGGCAGAUCCUUUAAUGUGAUUGGACGGUAUGGGACGCCCCAUUGACGUCAUCAGUGGGUGUGUUCCAGUCCUUUCUUAGUCAAAGGAGGGUGAUGUGUUAGUGUUUGUGUUGUUUCAUAUCAGUGUUGAAACGUGCGUGGCUUCUUGCUUAAUACUACAAGGGAUGAUCUCAGUGGAGCAGAAUGAAGGUGUGAUGCACAAGAUUGGACACAGAAGGACAUGUUGCUGGAGGGUUUUGCUAUACUUGAACCUUGACAACUGAAGACUAAAAGAUCAGCAUCUCGGUGUUCUGCCUGUGGAAAUCAUCCAGACUUAACAGAUUAAACAGAUCGACGAGAAUUCUUAAUGCUGAAUGCAGAAGAGGGAUUAGACCCACACCAAUGGUAUAAGAAUGACGAGUAACUUGGCUCUUCGUGAACGUUGUUCGGGAAUCAAUGAAAUUAUUGUUAAAUCCAAAAUAGGCAAAUUAAGAUAUUUUGAACAGAGAAAAGAGAUGGUGAGAUGGUUAGAUAGUUAGGAAUAUUGAAAUGAUAGCGUCUGUUAAGCCUGGUUCAGUUUGCAAUCUGUGACGUGACCAGUUAGAAGGAAAUGGAAAUUUUUCUUUAUUUGACGAAAUUUUCCGAAUCCGGCGAAUAUUAUCUUAAUGGAGACAAAAAUUUGGACUUACCGAUGAGGAACAUCGUAGCGUGGUCCUUGCGCUUGCCUGGGUUUACGAACAGAGGUAAAGAAAAUAGCUGUUACAAAUGUGAAAGAUUGAGAGAAACUCCGAAUACCAGGCGAAAGUUGGACUUAAUUUAUCAAGGAUUUUGUGGUAGCAACGCUCCCAUGGAUUUUCACAAGAGAAAAAGAGGAAGAAUAUUGGACGCCUGGGGCUGUCAUCUCCUUGGAGAAGUUUUGCGCUCGGAGAAAAGAAAAAAAUCAGUUAGAAGCGUGUUUUUAUACUGUGGCUCUUAAGCUCGAAAUAAAUAGUAUUGUUUUCAAGUUAUGUACCAAAGAAGGGAUUAAUUUUUUUUUUCUUUCAUAAAAUGAAAUGGGUUUCGAUUUUCCGCGAGUGAAAUAGCCAUACGAGCAAGGUCUCGCAGUUCAGCAGCGCGUCAUAUAUUUUUAGUGGACGGUGGUAUAAUUGGAGUCAGACGAGGACCUUGGAUGUUGAGAAUCAUGGCAACCCAGCUUUCAGCACAGAGGGAAAGUAUAAGUAUCCAGUUCUCAUUUUCCAGUCAAAAGAAGGAAAACUCUUCGUCAAAUUGCAGGACUGUUCUUAUGAAUAAACUAUUCACGCGAUACGUAAAGCUGAUACACAUUUCACAUCUUGAGAACAAAGGCAACCGACGAAAGCAUUUCUCCUAAGAUCUGGCAAAUGAUGCCACUUACUCCUUAACCCCACGACUGUGAAAAAAGAAAACACUUGUGACACCUAGCCAUGGGAAACAUCUACUGCAAACAAUGAUAUAAAAGAUGAAUAUUUGACAGAAUGAAUAAGAAUUAUAUUUAGCUAUGUCCGCGAAGGAAGUGUUAUGUUUAUUUAAAUAUCAGUAUGUUUAUGAUAUUCACACUGCUCAGUUGAAGAUUAUGUGAUGAGGGCAACAUCGAAAAAAAUUAGCCCGCUAGUUUUAAAGAUAUCAGUUAGCAGAUGAAGAGGAGAAAGUUUUUUUUCGCGUAGGAGUUGUUGUAAUUUUUAAACUGAAGCCUUUUGGACUAAGCGAACAGUACUCAAGUUUUUUUGAGUCGCGUCUGCCGGGAAGAUUACACAUUUCAUUCCGAAGAAGCUGCCCUCAACAGUCUUGACAGUCCGAGGCUUUUUCGGAGCACGCCAUUGCAUUGCGUUUCGAAAAAAAAUAAAGCGAAGGUAGAAUGUUUGGAAAUGGAAAGUAAAAACUGCUCGUAGGAUUUGUUGAAGUCACCGUGAAACGUGGAAAUAACCAAUCAAUAAAAAUGGUUAUGGGAAUAUCGCACGAAGAAAACCCCGAUGUGUCUUUUUUGUUGAAGCGAAAAUAGCUUUAUUUAAGAAGUAAAGUUUGGUUCAGCAAGGAGUCUUCGUGCAAUCAACUGAAGAGGUUUGGAAACUCAAGGAAAUAGUGAAGACAGAUGAAAAUAAAUUCAAGCGUGGAAAUGGACGUUGAUGCCAAAGAAGGAUUAUUAAGAAAAAAUGAUCAAAUCAACGGAAUGAUUUUUAACUACCAUGGUAGAUAAGUGAAGGCAAGGAAUAAAACAAGUCUUUCUUGUUCGAUAGGGGCAUUCUGAGACUCAAGAGUUGGAAACAAGUAUCAGAGGAAUUUUAAAAAAGCUUGUGUUAUUUAAUUGCCGUUAAAUUUUCCCUUGUGUGUUAAAGCAUGAACGAGGUUGAGAACAUCUAUUAAAGCAAUGCAAAUCCAAUCUUCUUGCGAAUGGGGCAUUUUUGUGCUAAAACUUCUCGCUAACAGCUCCUCUAGGAUGAGAACUCAAAUAGUCUCAGCUUCUCCUUCCAGCAGGACAAAGUAUGAAUUCAUUCACGGCGAAAAAUAUAUAUGUUCACUAUCACGCCCUUACAAUAUACUAUUUAACGAUGAGGCUUUUCUGAUAAGUUUUACAUUUUGUUUUCUCAGAAGUUGAAGUCAUUCACUUCACUUAUGCUAAACUAUUCACGUUGCUACUGAUAAAAAAAAAAUGCAUUCAAAUAAUACAGCCCAAACUAGCAUUUACCGUGAUAAUUUCUUGUGUAAUUAAUUGUUUAUAAUUGUUUCCUGACCGGUUAUGAUAUUAGUUAAAGAUAGUUACCUUGGUUUUGCUUUACUGUUUGCUAAUUACACUAUACACUUAAGGUAUGGUCCCGAGGAGGGAAACAGUUAGUUUUGUUUUCCCGUGAGUCCUCGUGUUUCCCGAGACAAAGUCGAAGGAAACGUCAGGACUCGAGGGAAACAAAACUAACUUGUUUCCCGAGGGACCAUACAUUAAGUGCUUUGUUGUAUAUUUAGACUUCCCCUUAAAGAAUCAUAUGGCAAAAACACGCUGUUGUAUUCUGCGCGCGGGUAACAACUGCGCAAUUGUAUCCCAGUCGGGAUACAAUUGAAUUUGAUCAGGGGCACGUGAGUGAAAGUCUAGGUUUAUAACAAUAUAAAUUAUUGGUUAUUUUAUAGUUACGUAGAUGUGUUACCACUGGUUUGGUAGCAAAUUAAUGACAACUUUAUCAUUUCUUUACUUCAAAGAAGUUUUCCUUUACACUAGCUGUUAAUGUGAAAGAAGGAAAUUGAUAGUUCUA